Messenger RNA from Closterium sp. Yama58-4, 483 nucleotides. Lineage: Eukaryota; Viridiplantae; Streptophyta; Zygnematophyceae; Desmidiales; Closteriaceae. The record is from the annotation of a GenBank genome assembly.
AUGAGAGAGGUCCACGUGGAUCUGUACAUUCGCGGCCGGGGCAAGGGCGGCAAGGGGAAGGGGCCGGCGUGUUCGUUCGCGGCGCAGCUGCUGGGGUGGCACGCGGACCGCCUGGACGUGGCGGCGAUUAAGAGGCGACACGGGCUCAAGGCGCUGUUCGCGUUCUCGUCCACCGGAGUGCGCGGGCUGGAGUUGGUGGCGAAUCCGCGGAACAGACUCUCGCUGACGACCUACAAGGGCAAGCCGGGCAGCCGAAUCACGCUUGAUGGGGAACCCCAGGAGCCUUUCUUGAGUCGCUCCCUGGUGGCAGCAGGGGGUCUGCUCUUCUCCCUUGGCCUGCUUCUGCUCCUCGUCUCCCACAACCCCCACUUUGCCACCCUGCUUGCAAGCCAUAACAACGCUCCGUCCUCGCCAGUCGUGCUGUUUGGUGUAGGACUUUUUGUGCUUAUAUUCUGGAAAAAGUUCACUGAAUGGUACAAAUAG